Desarmillaria tabescens is the source of this 1627-nucleotide messenger RNA. RefSeq lists its product as uncharacterized. The transcript has 8 exons. NCBI's taxonomy places the organism in Eukaryota, Fungi, Basidiomycota, Agaricomycetes, Agaricales, Physalacriaceae. The coding region runs from base 238 to 1200 and encodes 320 amino acids. The record is from RefSeq and is a predicted model, not a curated record.
ACUAGAUCCAACAUCGGGUGAACCACUUCCAAACCACGACUGGAUCGCAACCAAAAAGCCGUAAUCAAACAUGAUGCGCGUGAACUGGAUGAUGCGGUGAUGCACUGAUGGAUGGCACAGUAACUGUUUUUACUACUCCUCAUAGCCUUCAAGUUUGGGCCGUUUUUCUUACUACUUACUUGAACCUCGUUCAACAGCUGACUCUGUUUCCACCGUGCUGCGUCGCGGUGCUCUUCCAUGGCCUCCAUAUCCCUGGACAAAGCUAACUUCUUGGCCCUAGUGCUGGAGACCUUAUUAUAUGGAUCUUUCACUGUUCUAUUUAUCGCUGCCAUCUAUGUUAUCUUCCAGAAGCGAUCAGGAGUAAACGUAAAACUUCUAUCGACAGUGAUCAUCAUUUGGAUUCUAGCAACUGUGCAUCUUAUUCUGGACAUCAUUCGCGCCAUCGAGGCAUUUGUUGAGCUGGAGAGCGGAGGCGCGCUGCAAUACUACUCGGAUUUAUCAAACCCUUUGCAAGCUGCCAAAACAGCAAUAUAUGUCAUUUUGACCCUCGUCGGAGACGGAUUCGUGAUUUAUCGUUGCUUCAUUGUAUGGAAUCGUAGAUGGUACAUUGUACCUGGGCCUGUUUUACUUCUGUGCGGGACAGGCGUGGGAGGUUUUGGUGCUACUGUUGCCUUUUCCCAUGCUGCACCUGGGGCAGAAGUGUUCUUACCAAAUAUUGUUCCCUGGAUCACUAGUUUCAUCUCGAUGACUCUAUGCACCAAUAUUGUCUGCACUUCCCUCAUCGCCUAUCGAAUUCUUAGCAUUCAACGAGCCGUUCGCGAUGUCAUUCAAGUAAAUCUCGCUCGUUCUGCUCUCAUGAUGGUCGUCGAGUCAGCCGCUGUAUAUUCGGCCUCCGUGCUUUCAUUAAUGAUCACCUAUACGCUUGGUUCAAAUGCUCAGUACACAGUCCUAGAUUUGACCUCACCCUUAAUUGGAAUCACAUUCACAAUAAUUAUCCUUCGUGUCAGUCUCGGCAUCAGCUCUCGAGAAUUGACGGCGUUGUCGCAAACGGGGCAUGACCGCAGCGGACCGCAGAGUUUCUCUCUGAACCGCCGCACUCCUGUCGCAGUAAAUGUUAGCCAUCUCGUUGAGAUGGACUCCGGAGAUUACCCGCCACAAAGACAGGACGAUACUUCUGUGACGAAACACCCUAUGGUGUAGCGUCUUUUGCCGAGAUUUAUGUUCCUUUCAUCAUCAGCUGACGCUACGGUUCACAAUGUUUGUAUUGAAAUAAUUCACAGCUUGCUGAACCCCUUGAUUCCAUUGAUCUAUUAUGGCGAUCUAUUAUGGACACGGACACCGAGCCCUACAACGCUCUCUACCCCAAGGAAAUAGACACCGUGUGCUGGGCAUAGGGCUAGGCUUAACUCAAUCAGUUCGAUUUAUUCUUCUUAUCCCCACGCUCACCGUGCGAGCUCUUGGGUUGCAAAGCUCUAAAGCUCAGUUGAUCCGAAGUGAUCUCUGAAACACAUCGAGUGCUUUUGCAGUUAACUUCUCACGGUUAUGCUCCCCUUAGGGACCCCGUUGUUGACUUAUUUAAUGUCGUAACAUGCGCAAUCUCAUCCGACGCAUGAACAGUUCGAUGAAA